Lottia gigantea (owl limpet) is the source of this 1242-nucleotide messenger RNA. RefSeq lists its product as hypothetical. Gene Ontology annotation, biological process: septin ring organization; mitotic cytokinesis; actomyosin contractile ring assembly. The record is from RefSeq and is a predicted model, not a curated record. Gene Ontology annotation, cellular component: actomyosin contractile ring. The coding region runs from base 1 to 1242 and encodes 413 amino acids. The transcript is spliced from 9 exons. NCBI's taxonomy places the organism in Eukaryota, Metazoa, Mollusca, Gastropoda, Lottiidae.
AUGCCACAACAACCACCAGCUCCAGUAUCUAGAAAAUCAUUAAAAGAAAGAAUAGAUGAGUUACAGGAAUUGGUCCAACAAGAACAAAACAUUAUAAUGCAGACUAGUAAUGCACUAAAUCAGUGCUGCAGUGGGAAUUCAGCUUUUGUUGGUUCUUCUGAACAAGUUGAAUGCAAUAGAUUGUUGCUUAUUUCUUGUCAGAAACGUCAAGCCUAUUUAACAGAGAUACAGAGAUUACGUGAUACUGGUAAAUUAGAAGUUAAUAAUGGUGGACCUAAAGGCUCAUUAACUAUAAGUGAUAUUAGACUACCAUUGAAGAAAGAAUUUGUUACCAAAAUUGGCUCUACUCAAGAUACAAUAACCUAUUAUUUUGUAUUAUUAAUACAUAAUGGACCACAGUUGAUAUUUACUCAGAUGUUGUCUACACAUGACCCAAUGAUGAGAGGCAGUCUAGAUUUCCCUAAUCUUAUUAAAAUUAAUGGUAUUGAUGGUAACUUUAAUCUAGAUAUUGAAAUCUUUGGCAUGGUAAUGUCUAAGGAACAAAUUGGUAAAGAUAAGAAACGAAAGACACCCAAGAAAAGUAAAGGUGGUUUACCAUGUAAGUUUCCUACUUUUUCAUGUGCUUUAAAAUCUGUAAUGUUACAGAGUCCUGGUGGUCCAAUGGCUGUUAGAACAACUAGUUUCAGUUUAAUAACAUCAUUGAAUAUUAAUAUGAAAAGUCUUGAUAGAACUUCAUUUGAAUUAAACAGGUUGCCAUAUUUAUCACCAUUACAUGGUACAAUAUUUAUGAGAUUGAAAUGCUUAAUGGAAGCCAGUGUGGAAGAGAGAGGUUUCUUGACUAUGUUUGAAGAUGUCAGUGGUUUAGGAGCCUGGCAUAGAAGAUGGAUUGCCUUAUCUAAUAAUAAAUUAUCAUAUUGGAAAUAUCCUGAUGAUGAGUCCAGAAAGGAUCCUAUAGGAUUUAUAGAUUUAAAGAGAUGUAUUACAGAGAAGAUAGGGUUAAUACCAAGAGAUAUUUGUGCAAGACCAAAUACAUUUGAAUUGGUAACGGUACGUCAACCUGUCCGUGGUGAACAAGAUACAUUAGUUACUAAAACAUAUAAUACUAUGACUACACACAAAGUAAUGUUAUCAGCUGAUACUAAAGAAGAAAGAAUAGUGUGGUGUAACAAAAUAAACAGAGCUUUGGUUAAUAUUAGAACCUGGAAUUCAGACGCUUUACGACCAAUUAAAACUAAUCGUUAA